AAUAAAUCUUUUAAAAAAAUAAAUAGGAAAAGGAAAAGAAAAACCAGAAUUUUAAUAAAGGAGGCCUAUCUCAUCUCUCAAUGCAUGGCAGAUACAUCUGAAAAAGUCAGAUCAUCAAAGAUCUUUUUUUUUUUUUUUACUUAGCAAGUAAAAAUCAAUAUAUGUCAAACUCCAUACCAUAAACAUAGAAGACAAUUCCUUUGCAAGUGCCUGUCAAACUUAGAAAAAUUUACCAAUUCAAAAACAUAAUUGCAGUAUAUUUUAAAACAAAAAUGAAAUGAUGUGUAAGGUUUUGCUAAAAGGAACAUUUAGUGUCAUACACAGUUAUUAUGAAAUAAGAAAUGAAAGGAAAUCAAUGAGGCAUCCAACUGAGGAAGUGAAAACAACUAUAAAGUAGUAAAGAAAUGAUGAAGUAAUUAGUAAAUAUUUCAACAGAAAAUAUUAAGUCAGAAAAAAGAAAAUUAGAACUGUUAAAUCUAGGAACUAGUUCUUUAAAGAAAAAAAAGAUUAAACACUGGGAGAAAACAUCUAUAGACAGAAUUAGCAGUCACUGGGGAAUGACAUUCCAGAGAAAAUUAAAACAAAUAUAAAAAAUAAUCUUUGUUAUCUCUGCCAAAAAAUUUUGAGAUCCUGGAUAAAUAUAUAUAAAUACUCUAAACACCAGUGGAGAUUAGAAAAAAGGCUAACUAUAAUAGGAGAAAUGAGGCUAACUAUAAUAGGAGAAAUUAAGAAAGUAGAUGGAAAAGCCAGUAUCACACUGAUACCACAUCAGGUAAAGCACAGAAAACCUUUAUAAACAUGGGGUUUAUGUAAAAAAUGCAGGGAUGGUUUAGCAUUAGGAAUUGUAUUUGAAUAUGGUAAACUCUAAACAUUAAAAGAAAAAAAUCCUCAUCUCGGCAGAUAUUGAAACGGAAUUUAACAAAUGAACAUCCAUUCACGACUUUGAAAAACCCUGAGUAAAGGUAGAAGUAGCUUCCUAAUGGUGUAACACUUAGAAGUUUUUCUAGUAAAGGAAAUGACAAACAAUCCCACUACCAAGCAUCGCUGAUGCUAUCGCAUGGUCUGUAAAUGUGAGUGUGUGAAACUAAAUAACAAGAUAACAGAAGCACAAAUAUUAGAAAGGAGUAGUGGUUUUUCCGCUAGAUACUGUAAUAUACCAGGGGGGAGAGAGAAGAGAAUGGAAAUGAAACAGAAUAAUUCAUAAAGAGCCUGGUACCGGAGUACAAUUAAAAAAAAAAAUAGCUUGAAGUUUGGGCGGGAAAGGCAGGCAGGCGAGAGCCGGGACGCACACACGCACACUUGCACGCUCGCACGCACACACGCACGCCUGUGGCUGUGAGCGGGGUCACGCAUUCUGGGGGCUCCAGGAAGUGCGUACCCUGGGUUACUAAAAACGCAUGCGUGAGUCAAGGCGCCUACGUCAGCCCCCAGAAGGCUCUACGCCACACAUCCCCUCAACCGCUGAAACCCGCGGCCCGAGCCUGCUCGCGGCGCACGUGCAGUUCGCGGGCGCCAAGCUUCUCUCAGCCACUGUCCCGGCCACUUUACGUCACUCACCUGCUUCCCCAGAGCCGGAGCCUGAGCCCAGCUCCCCGCCAUGGCCUCCAACGACGCUGCGUGUAAGGCGACCGAAGGCGCCGAGGGGUUCGCGGAGCCGCGCGUCAUCUGUGUGGAAGCGGUCCCCGUGGAGGUGAUGGCCAUGGAGACCAUCCGGGUGUACGAGGAUGUGAGCGGCAGUUGGGUCCACGGGGGCCACUACCAUCCGCCUCUGAUCGCACUGCAGCCGCUCCUCACCGGCGACCCGAGCCGCGGGGACCACGACCAGGAGGUGAUCUUGGUGCAGACGCGGGAAGAGGUGGUGGGCUACAGCGAGUCCCACGGCGCGCUGGCCAGCGACGCGGGCGGCCAGCCCUCAGGGCCGCCCAGCGAGGACGACCGCUUCCAGCAGACCCUGGCUUCCCUGUCCUACGCGGCGGCGCCCGCCCCGAGCCGCGGCAAAAAGACUGCCCGCGGCAGGAAGUACAGCGGCAAGAAGAGCCUUGCGGGCGGCGUGGGAGCCGGAAGCAGCAGCGCCAGCGCCACGGCCACCAACGCCGCCGCCGCCGCUGCCGCCGCCGCCGCAGAGAUGGGCAGCGAGUGGAUGCCCAGGGAGGUGCAGCUCAGAACCCUGGAGGAUGAGUUCGCGGUGUCCAUGUGGUCGGAGAGCAACGUGAACGACCUGGAGCCCAGAGAACAGGGUAAGGACCCCUCCCCCGAUUACUCCGAGUACAUGACUGGGAAGAAGCUUCCUCCUGAGGGGAUUCCUGGCAUCGACCUGUCUGAUCCCAAACAACUGAAGGAAUUCACUAAAAUGAAGCCCAAAAAGCCCAAAGAAGGCACUCCGAGGACAAUCGCCUGCCCGCACAAGGGCUGCUCGAAGAUGUUCCCGGAUAACUCCUCCAUGAGGAAGCACCUGCACACCCACGGCCCCAGGGUCCAUGUCUGCGCCGAGUGUGGCAAAGCUUUUGUGGAGAACUCAAAACUCAAACGGCAUCAACUGGUGCAUACUGGAGAGAAGCCCUUUCAGUGCACGUUUGAAGGCUGCGGGAAACGCUUUUCGCUCGAUUUCAAUCUGCGCACGCAUGUGCGCAUCCACACCGGAGACCGGCCCUACGUGUGCCCCUUCGAUACCUGCAACAGGAAGUUUGCUCAGUCCACUAACCUCAAGUCUCACAUGUUAACGCAUGCUAAGAAUAAAAAUAGCCAGUAAGAGACAAGGCCCCCCUUAAAUUCGGCAAGUGUCUUCCAGGAAUGGUUGAAAAUAUGUCUGUCUUGUUUAUCUUUUUUUCUAGGCUAGAAUUUUCACAUUGAUUCCUAUACAACUAAGGGUAAUGUUUUGAGAGAGUAGUAGAAAGUAAUAAAUUAAAAAAAAGUACUUCUAUAGGAUAACGUUGUUAAGUUGCCUUGCCUCGUUGUGUAAUUCUGCUUGCAAGCUUGGUGUUUUUGUAAAAUUUGGUCCCAACAGGAAAAUAAUUCAUGCACUUCACGUCAAAAGAUAGUUCUUUAUAAACUGCCAAAAAUGGGACUUUUCGCGUUCUUUUAAACAUGAAAUUCAGCUAGAGGUUACAGUAUUUAAAAUUCUGUAUUUUCCAAAUGUUCAUGUUUUUACUUUAGGAAUAUGUUUAGAAACUCUAUGUAUUUUGCUGAUUGUUGAUAACUUUGCUUGCUGUGGAUUUUCUUUGAAAAAAUGAAAAGUUGCAGAAAUACAUGAAGUCUUUUCAUGUUUAAAAAAGUUAUAUAGGUUUGCUAUCUUAAUUUUAGUGAAUGUUAACAAAUGUUAACUCAUUCUGCAUAACUUUUUGUUCCAUUGCAUUAUGCAGUAUUGAAUAUAAGAUGUGAUUGAAAUAUUACUCAGUUUAAACCUAUUUUAAUCCUUUUAUUUCCCCUAAAGUGAUGUCGGGUGCUAUUGUUUAGUAUAAUUUCUUUGCCCCCUCAUUUCGAGUAGUGUUCAAUUAUACACUAUAUUCUGUGUGUAUUGACUUUACCACUUAGUUUGUGUAUUUCAUAUAAUAGAAAAGGCAAAAAAUAAAGUGCCUGUUCUAAAGAAAAACAUAGUAACUUACCUGUUACCAUAGCUAGAAAAUAGAGAAAAUGGGAAGGGUGCUACUGGCAUCUGAAGGGUAGAAACCAAGGAUGCUUCUAAACAUCCCACAGUUUGUAAGACAGUCCCCCGCAGUGAGGAAUUAUCUGGCCCAACACACCAGUAAAUGCCAUGUUGAGAAACCUUAUAACAGAUUCCUUUGGUGUACUUAUAAAUAAAUUGUUAAUGGACAGGAUGUUCAAGAAACUGUGUGUGUUUUACUAUUGUUGUUUCCACUUAGUUCUCAUGAGCAAAUCUGGAAUCUAGAUGGGUGAUCAGGUACCACCUGCGGCGCUGACAAGAGAGGAGGCGGCCCAGAAAGUCAAGGAAUCAGUGCUGCCGUGUGCUCCCUGACUUAUUUGCAUGGGAAAAACCCCAGUUGGGAGGCACUAUCAUAUCCAUCUUGGGGAGUUGGUGGAGGAGGGUGGCAACCCUAAUCAG
This is a messenger RNA of Talpa occidentalis (Iberian mole), 4060 nucleotides long. RefSeq names its product YY2 transcription factor (gene YY2). NCBI's taxonomy places the organism in Eukaryota, Metazoa, Chordata, Mammalia, Eulipotyphla, Talpidae. The coding region runs from base 1598 to 2749 and encodes 383 amino acids. Gene Ontology annotation, molecular function: DNA-binding transcription factor activity, RNA polymerase II-specific; RNA polymerase II cis-regulatory region sequence-specific DNA binding. Gene Ontology annotation, biological process: regulation of transcription by RNA polymerase II. The record is from RefSeq and is a predicted model, not a curated record. Gene Ontology annotation, cellular component: PcG protein complex; transcription regulator complex. The transcript has a single exon.